CAUGCGGCUUCAACGUUCCUCGCCGCUUUGUUCGUACGAACAGAGACAAUACUGCCCAAUACUGCAGGCGGUAAAUCUGAGCAGUGGUGAGAAUAAGGGGACGGCAUUACAGUCCACGCCAUUUUCGGACGAACUAAUGACGCCCACGCCGGUUUCCUUGAGGUGCUCUGAUGGUCAAAAUGAACGCCCAGUGGAUAAAUGCUGGGGCAUUCCCGUUUUUGCUGCCCUGUCCACGUUGAUCAUCACACUGCCAGGUUCUUACAUGGCUGUUCUGUUCGUCUUCUUCGUGGAUGAUUACAACGUGAGCCGGGAGCGAGCAUCUUGGCCUCAGAACUCCCUUACUAUGGCAACGCAUGUAUCGGGUUUGCUAGUGGCUGCACUUCAACGACGAAUCUCCGUCGCUAACAUCGCCAUUCUGGGAGCGCUGCUCGCGUCACUUGGAGUCAUCGCGUCGGCCUUCGCCCGCGAGGUCAUCUGGAUGUCCAUCAGUCUUGGUGUCAUGUACGGACUCGGCAUCGGCAUGUUUAUGGCAUCCUGUGGCUAUCCAUAUCCUUAUGCACUUCGACAAGUACAAGGGUACCGCCUUGACGCUCGCAUUCGUUGCAUGGGGUAUAUCCGGUCUGCUCGGCCCAGCAUUCCUCACUCAUUUACGGGCAAUAUAUGCUUUGGACGGCACCCUACUUAUGACCGGAGGUGUCCUGUUGCACGCCAUUCCUCUGAGCAUGCUUCUCAAAAAUCCUCGACCUGUAAACACAGAAAUCCUGAAAAGUACUGGUCUCAAGAUGUCCCUUGUGGACGCGGCAAAAGACCGUCGAAACGCGACCCGGACAAGAAGUCUCCCAACACCAACCACCAGCAACAAUCAGCCUUAGUCGCGUGAACGACCCUGUGACAUGCAGGGCUGGCAACAAGUCUAACGAGUCAGGCCCUACGGCUUUCGUGGAACCAGUGCUCGCUGAAGACAUCCUGCCGUCCAGGAAGCAUUCAUUUCAGCAAGAAGGGUCACGAGGUGUGUCCGAAAGCUCCACAUGUGCAUCUUUCCGCAGCCUUCGCCACUUCGCCGCUACCGUUUUCCGCACGCCUUGCCUUCUAUGUGUUCCUCGUGGCAACAGUGGCGGGCGACUACUCCGGAGUAUCCUUCAACACUACCAUUGUCGAUUACGCCGUUGACAAAGGGAUCGACGUGGGCGUCGCAACGCACCUCGUCGAGUUUGGCGCGGUGGGUCAUCUACUGGGUCGCAUCUUCAUCAUGCCGCUGUCGGACUGGGCUCCGAUCAGUCGAUUGCCGCUGUUCGCUAGCUCCUAUGCCCUCGAGGCCAUCUGCGCCUUGAUCGUGCCGCACAUUGGGUCAUCGUUCGGCCAGAUUGUUACACUGCGUGUUGCAGAGACCACCAUCACCGGUUUUUCAACGGCCAUAAGAGGUAUCCUCUUGGCUCAGUACAUGGGCGUUGACCGGCUGGCUUCCUGCAUGGGGCUGUACGGACUCGUCAUGAUACCGGUCUCUCUCGGCAGUGCUUCAAUUAUCGGGUUCUUCCGCGAUACAAUGGGCUCGUACGACGGAUUUUACAGAAUGCUCGCUGCUCUGAAUACUGUCGUCGCCGUUCUGCUCGGGAUGUUCCUGGUGUUUGACUGGACCCGCACAAAGCGAAGAGGUUCACAGUCAUCUGAAAACUCCCUCACCCACGUCACAAUCGGCAGAGGGAUGCACUCAGAGCAGAGGUGUUAAGUGGGAAGGUCACAGGUUUCGGCCCUACUACCUUUCACGAUGAACACAACCAAAGUGCCUGGUGCUACAUCGAUCGGUGGCAAGGACACCGGUUUGAACACUGCCAUUGAAAGGAGAGAGGAGCUGAAAACGAUGGAGCAUGCACUCACCUCCACGACAGCGGUCACCAUCAUCAUCUUGUAUAUAUUGCUGUUGCUGCUUCAAGAUGAACAACGCUUCGGAGAAAAAGACAUUCCAGCUACGUAUUCCAUUUGCUGUGGCAACUGAGAUAACAUCAGUUGUUCUGUGGAACUCUACGGUGUUUAUUCUUAUGCGGACACGAAUAACUGCGUGAUAGCUGCGUGCAGCGAAUCGUUAGUAUGCAAAGUGGUGGCCUUUGAUUAGAUAAAGGCGAAUGGAGCAAUUGAGAAUUGACCUUGCAGAUGUAUAUUCUUUUGCAGGUCGACAUGGACCUCGGCACGCCACGCCAAAUUUACGGCGGUAGCAAAGCAGCAC
This is a messenger RNA of Dermacentor silvarum, 2221 nucleotides long. RefSeq lists its product as uncharacterized. Gene Ontology annotation, molecular function: monocarboxylic acid transmembrane transporter activity. NCBI's taxonomy places the organism in Eukaryota, Metazoa, Arthropoda, Arachnida, Ixodida, Ixodidae. Bases 2 to 880 code for a protein of 292 amino acids. The record is from RefSeq and is a predicted model, not a curated record. The transcript is spliced from 5 exons.